This is a messenger RNA of Carcharodon carcharias (great white shark), 1794 nucleotides long. RefSeq names its product excitatory amino acid transporter 2-like. Bases 1 to 1794 code for a protein of 597 amino acids. NCBI's taxonomy places the organism in Eukaryota, Metazoa, Chordata, Chondrichthyes, Lamniformes, Lamnidae. Gene Ontology annotation, molecular function: L-glutamate transmembrane transporter activity; glutamate:sodium symporter activity; neutral L-amino acid transmembrane transporter activity. The transcript is spliced from 10 exons. The record is from RefSeq and is a predicted model, not a curated record. Gene Ontology annotation, biological process: L-glutamate transmembrane transport. Gene Ontology annotation, cellular component: plasma membrane.
AUGACGAACCAAUCAGACAUUCAUAUCCCAGACCGUCACCCAAGCCUGGAUGAAUUGCCCAAACCUCCUUUCUCGAAGCACUGCACUUGGCUGGAAAGAAAUCUCCUGCUCCUGUUGACCGUUCUUGGUGUGAUCCUAGGUGCAGUGUUUGGGAGUCUCCUGCGCAUGGUGCCUGAUCUAGGCCCCAACUUUCUCCUCCUCGUGUCCUUCCCUGGUGAUAUCCUUAUGCGGAUGUUGAAGAUGCUGAUUCUCCCGCUUAUCAUCUCCAGUCUAAUCUCAGGUCUUUCCAGCCUUGAUGCCAAAUCGAGCGGCCGGAUGGGGUCCCGGGCCUUGGUUUAUUACAUGUCCACGACGAUCAUUGCCGCUGCCCUUGGCGUGAUUCUGGUGAUCGCCAUCCACCCUGGCAACCAGAAGCUCAAGAAGCAGGUGACUCUGUCGUCUAGGAAUCCGGAAGUGUCGAGUUUGGACGCCUUCCUGGAUCUCAUCCGGAAUCUAUUCCCAGAAAACCUCGUGCAAGCGUGUUUCCAACAGGUUCAAACUGUAUCAAAGAAGGUUCCGGUCUCCAUCCAUGAGGACACCAAAUCUGACAACGCAACUCAUGCCCUUGUGGCGAAUGCUUCCUUCCCGAAUGCAACAUUUCCCGCCAUCAAUUCCCGACAGAUCUUCAUAACCAAAAAACAACUGGAACUCAAAUGGGGCAUGAAUGUCCUAGGUCUGAUUGGAUUCUUCAUUGCGUUUGGCAUUUCCAUGGGGAAGAUGGGAGAAAGGGCACAAAUCAUGGCCGAAUUCUUCAAUGUUCUCAAUGAGAUCAUUAUGAAGCUGGUUUUAAUGAUCAUGUGGUAUUCUCCUCUGGGAAUUGCCUCCCUGAUCUGUGGGAAGAUUGCAGAAAUCAAGGACCUGGAGGUUGUUGCUCGGCAGCUGGGAAUGUACAUGGUGACUGUAAUGGUCGGGCUUAUCAUUCAUGGUGCGCUCAUUCUCCCUUCCAUUUAUUUCAUUAUCACGAGGAAGAACCCGCUCUCAUUCUGCGGUGGAAUAUUUCAAGCAUGGAUCACGGCCCUCGGAACAGCAUCUAGUGCAGGUACUUUACCUGUGACAUUUCGAUGCCUCGAAGAAAACCUGCACAUUGACAAACGGGUGACCAGAUUCGUGCUUCCGAUUGGGGCCACAAUAAACAUGGAUGGGACAGCGUUAUACGAGGCAGUGGCGGCCAUCUUUAUCGCUCAAAUGAACGGGGUUAUACUGGACCCUGGGCAGAUAAUAACCGUGAGCCUGACUGCUACCUUGGCAAGUGUCGGAGCUGCCAGCAUUCCUAGUGCUGGCCUUGUGACAAUGCUCCUGAUUUUGACAGCAGUGGGGCUUCCGACCCAGGACGUCAGCCUUCUCAUCGCAGUUGACUGGCUACUCGAUCGUAUGAGAACAUCGGUGAAUGUGGUUGGCGACUCGUUCGGGGCUGGGAUAGUGCAUCAUCUCUCCGAAUUAGAGCUGGCGGCCAUCGAUGCCCAGCAUUCCGAUCAAAAUGACUUGGAAAUGAUUAAGCUCCGGCCAUCGCUCGAUGAUGAGAAGAUGUACAAGAUGGAGAUCACAACCCUGCUUCCAUAUGCGGGAUAUAAUUCAAUACCAACUGACGAUUAUGAAACCACAGAUAUCAAGAAUGAUGGCACUGAGCAAGAUGACAAUGAUCCAGGAGAACUGAAGGAGCCAGAAGAAAUGAGUAAUGAAGAAACAAAAAAAAUGCCCAAUUGUGAUAAGGAAAAAGGAUAUGUAAAGAGGGAUGAAAAUGCAGAAGAGGAAUAA